AUAGUGAGCGUUGUGCAAUAUCUGACAAACAGUGAAACAGACGGCGGAUUGUAAGUGUACCAAAUCUGUUAUAGGUAAACUGGUAAAUUAGAAACAAUUUGUUAACAGGUUAUAGAACAAGAUUGUAACUUUUAAUUUCACAUAAUGGAAUAUAAUUUUGAGGAGUCGAUUAACAAAUUUGAUUGCUUGUUAGAUAAUCUCAUGGAAAGUGAUAUCAUUGUUGACGACGUGGAUUUGGGAGUCAAAGACGAAACUGAACUCUCCCCGAGUCAUUCCACGGAUAGCGGGUACGGUGAAAUCAUGACCAGCCCAAGUCACUCGGUGUCCAGUACAGAGGACGCCAUUUCUCUAAGUGACGAACAGAUGCAGCUUUUCCCAGACAGCUUGGAUCAGGAAAUCACGGGGUACUUGUCUCGUGAUGACUCUAACGAUUCUGUUGACAUUGUUUCAAUUGCAGCUCGAGCCCUAAAUACGCCACCCUUACACGACUUUGUUGAAUGUGACCAAACAAAUGAACAAGACAAUGCGUUGACAGUUGGAGCUAUUUCUCAUGCCAAAAUCUCGCGCAGGAAAACGCGAAGAUCAUCUAAAUCACAAAAUGCAUCAGAAUUUAAAGCAAAAGUGAAACAUGAACUAGGCAAAGAAAACAGCACCGUAUCAGUAUCAUCAAAAUUGCCCCCAAUCAAAGUUAUUAAGGUUAUCAAAACUAAAGAUACCAGCUCGAUGGAAGAAACGCAAGAACAAAUCUACGAGGCGAUGGAAGAAAGAAAUCGAAAAAAUGCCAUACAAGCUAAAAUGAAUCGCGAGAAGAAAAAGGUCUACAUUAAGAGUCUGGAAGACAAUGUAGAACAGUUGAAAAAGGAAAACAAAACCUUAAAGGUGAAUAAUGAAAAGCUGCAAAAAUCUUAUGAAACCAUGGAAGAAGAAUUGGAGUAUUUGAGAAGUGUUUUAGCAAACCAAAGUGCCUUAUCAAGCCUACUAAAAAACAUUCCACAGGUCAAAAAUGUGCAGUUGUCCUCAACCUUUUCUAGGAAAAGGAAGUCAAUUGAAAGUGACCAUGACUAUCCCUUAACUAAGAAGUCUGCGGAUUUAGCUGGAGUUUGUCUCCAUGUUCACCAGGAUAAAGUAUCGUUGGAAUUCUGUGCCAAGUGUUCGAGUGCUGCUUCUGUGAAUGGCGUAGUUCAGUGAAAACAUGUGAUUAUUGAAUCAAGUGAAUACCCAACUUGCCAUAGAGUGCACAAACCUAUCCCUGGUUGGCUACUAGGGGACUAGGUCCCAUAACUGGUGGUAUAAAGUAUCGACAGAAAGUUGGCUCAUAUCUUAACAGCAUAUUAAAGUUUUGAUUCAUUGUAAAUCAUUUAUUAUGAAAACUAUGGGUUUUUUUUCAUACUUUGUUAUGCUUGUGACGAUUUGAGCCAGUUAGAGAAAUCAUGUUUAUAAAAAACAAAAAAUCGACCACAAAAAAAGAAGAAAAAACUUGAAUCUGAUUAACUGACAUACAAUAUUGAUGCAAUGUAUAUGUGUAUGUAAUCAAGAAACAGUUAUUAAUGAUUUACAAGUUUCUUUACAGGAGAGUUUGGAUUUGCACACCCCAUCCAAGCUUUGAUCAAGAGCUCCAUUGGCAGACUUACCUUUUUUUGAGAGAAUCGACCUGAAAGAGUUGCAAUCCCCAAGAAAUUCUACAUCGGUUUAAGGCCUGAGUUCAUUAUUGUUAAACAGGUAGUAGUUGAUUGGGUUACAGGUAUGGUAUGGGACCCCAAUCAGGAAGGUUGCAUUGAUAAAUUUGGUGGGAAAAUAUUGCUAAGUGCUAAUCAGAAAAAAAACAUUACUUCAACAGCAAAAAAGAUCUCAGAAUCUGUUGUAUGGUCUUUUAACUAUUUAAAUACGUUAUGCACAUGUAUUUGUAUAGAUUAUACCAUUCAUGUUGUUAAUAAAAAUAAUGAUACAUGAAAAUGUUUUAUUUUUGCCAUGAACUAACAGAUGUCUUUUCAGUUUGCAGUCGUACCAGAGAAGAAAAAUGCGAUUCAAUGCUUUUAAACAGAACUAGUGCUACUGUUUAACUUGGAGGGAUGAUUGCUCCUCUUUUGGAUGGAUCUUGUGCACACCCACUGCAGAAAAACUAUAUACCCUUUAAAUUAUGAGUUUAGAAUAUUGGGAGCUGAAAGCCUUUGCAACUCUUGUUCACCAAAGCCCAAAUGUUCAGUUACUGUCACCAUCCAUUGAUACCACCCGAAUGAGAACUUAAAUUAGAUUUUAAGAUAAUGGAAAGUUGAAAGGUUAUUGUUAUCAUCUUAAUGGUAACAAUGUGUUUACAAUGUUACAGUUAAUGAAGUGUAAUGUAAUGGGAAAGUUUGAAAAUAGAACUAGUACUAAGAAAGUAUCAAAUUAAUCAAUAAUUGUAAGUCAAUUUGGACAAUUUAUAUGGAGAUUUUUAUAAAAGUUGUAGUCUGGACUAUUGACGCAGGAAAGGUUAAUCUAGAGUAAGUACUGACAAGCUUGGUUCACAAAAUUUCUUAAAAUUGCUUGAGUUUAAAUACAAUAAAUGUGAUGCUGUUUGUUUUAGGUAGUCAUUAGUUUUCAGUCGGUGGUUGUGCACAAGAUUAAGUCAUUGGAAUGAUGCGGGAAAACUGAUUAUGGAGAGAAUCUAAUUUAAAUUUGAGCUAUACAUAUUGCUAGAUUGCUCUAAAUAUAAUAAGUAGAAAAAAGAAAUUAAACUUAUGAAACCAAGGAGGCAGUAGGCACGCAUGGCUGUAUGUAUACACAUUAAAGGAAGCAUCUGUAACUUUAGAAGUGCUAGAUGUAUUCACUUAAAUCAAUGAUAUAAAUAAAUGAUUUUGUCAAUUUGGCAAUCUAUUUUUUAAAAAAUUAGACUCGUAAAUCCACUACGCAGAGGAGCGAAUCUACAAGUCUAAUUUAAAAUUUUAGAUUGUUGCUUUAGUGCCAUUCUUCACUCAAAUCAAAACUGAAUUAAGGUCAUGCGACACGUUCCUCAAUUAUAUAUAACUAUAUCAGGAAUGUGUUGAUGGUUUACUACUAUUUUGACGAGAUUUCUUGCAAAAAAUUAGUGUACCUUGCCAGGCAUUUCUGCAAAAUACUAGAGUUUGCAAUUUUCUAUAUAAUCAUCUUGAAAAUACACUUGAAUUGCUGAUAUAAAAAUAAAUACGUAUACAGCACAGUAAAAUUCACUUUAUUGGACCUCUAUCUCGGCCGGGGCGGGGCUUUGAACACACGACAUCUAGAACCUAUAAGUUUCUGGCAGUGAGCGGCCAUGGUUCUAGACACGUUACCACAUCAAAUUGAAUUUUAAUCAUUUUUAGAAUAAUUUUAUAAAAUUAACAUUUUUUAUUGGAACUCUUUAUUACGAGGAGAUACAAAAAAGAUUCUCAAGGAACGUGUCGUCUGACCUUAAGUUGGCCAUGACAACUUGUCGUAUGAACAAAACACGUCUAUGGUCUGUCCCAAGAUAUUGCUUUGGCCAUGACAACUUGUCGUAUGAACAAAAUACGUCUAUGGUCUGUCCCAAGAUAUUGCUUCUAUCACUUUUUGAUGAUUUUUUUUAAAUAAAAUACAUAUACCUUUGAAAGAAUGUUGAAAGGGAGAAUAUAUAGGAUUUCUUCAUUGACACAUCGAUUCAUUUUUCACUCGCGGGAGCGAAAACGAAUUUCAGAGAUCUUGUGGAGAUUUCACAAAAAAUCAAGAAAGGAAAAUAUAUAUAACUUGUCAUUUUAAAAUAAGAUGAAAAAUGAAUAAUUCAUUUGUAAAGUGUUUUUAACAUGGGACCAAGUAAAAACGUUAAAAUGACGUUGCGAUGAGUUUGUGGUUGCGCCGGGUCAUUAGAAGUAGGCAAGAUUGUUAGCUUACCAGGAAUGAACAAAUGAUGUUAUCAACUUCAAAAUGUGUACAUUAAUAAAAGACAAACUAGAUUAUUUUCAGGUGAAAUUUCAAAGAUUUAUCUUUUUUCCCAUGGGAGUAAGAGUAAAUGUCUCGAUAAUUUCCGAACAACCCUCGUAUGAGUAAGAAGGAAUCAUUCUUUUGAAUAUGAGGUGACAAUUUCGGUCGGAGCGUGGUCAAAUCUAUCGUAGACCUUUUUGCUUUUAUUGGAUUUGAUCACGCCCCGACCGAAAUUAUCACAUCGUCAUGAAUGAUUCCUUAUUCCUUAAAUAAAACGCAAGCCGAGCAUAUAUUCUACAACAUAACACUUUAGAAAAUACUAAUUCACGGACAAAAGUAUUGUCUUAUUCAUUGGCCUGAAUCCGAAAAAAACUUAAGGGUCAUCCACACCUUUGGGAAAAGUUCUAACCCCGGGACCAUAAAAUUAACACGAACUCGCUUUUUACAAAAGGAACAUUUAUAUAGUGAAAAUCGAAAGUGAGCUUGUCUAACUUUUAUGACCCCGGGGCCUGUAUACAAGCCCAAACUUCUAAAUUACUUAAAGAUAUGGAUUCCAAGCAUGUGUUUGGCUUAAAAAUGAAAUAAAAAGGUUUCAAUUUUGGGAAUAAUAUCAACUUUUGAAAUUUUACCUCUAUUAAUUAAAACAAAAGUCCCUUCAGUAUUCGAACUCUGGACCUGCGGGUCAGUAGAUCGAAGCUUCACCCAUUGCGCUAGAGAGAUAAACACUAAUAUUUGGCGAUAACUGAUUCAUAAUGGGUAAAUUAAAGUCGCCAUGUUGUAAUGUACUGUCAUAAAGAGAAAAAGCAGUGGGAUGUCGAGGAUCAUUACAGCUAAAUAUAAAUCCUCAAAAGGGGGUCCGGACACCCUAACCCCUUCUGGUAAAUUAAAAAAUUUUAAAUUAGAAAAAAUAUAUCGAACCUCGGACCACCCCCCUAGCGGAAAACGUAAACAUCCUUUCCACCCCUUACCACUAGAUUGGAAAAAAGGUUCCGGAUCCGCGCAUGCUUGAUAAAUAUUAACUGAUAAUGCAUCAAACACCAUGCUCAGUUUUUGUACCGACCUGUUCGGACUCAUUUUUUAAAAAUUGUAGCUGGGUUGGACCUCUGAUGAGUGGCAGACCCUGGAACGUUUCCUAAAUGUGCCCGAAACACUGAUUCGUUUCAUAUGUCA
Molecule: messenger RNA, 5061 nt
Organism: Magallana angulata
Lineage: Eukaryota; Metazoa; Mollusca; Bivalvia; Ostreida; Ostreidae
Exons: 2
Coding region: 145-1188 (347 amino acids)
Biological process (GO): regulation of DNA-templated transcription
Molecular function (GO): DNA-binding transcription factor activity
Source: RefSeq, a predicted model, not a curated record